GCAUCUUCUGUCGUCCGCCAAUAAACACAGAGAAGAAGAAGAAGAAGGCUGCUUCCGGUCCGGCCGACAGCAGCGCGGGAGAUUCCAGCAUGGCGGUGCAGCCGAAGCACAGCCUGUCCAUGGACGGUGCCGCCGAGCAAGGCUUCCUCAGCUUCAUCAGCUCCAUGCCGGAGAAACCCGACACCACCUUCAGGGUGUUCGACCGCAACGACUUCUACACGGUGCACGGCAGGGACGCCACCUUCACCGCCAGGGAGGUGUUCAAGACCGCCGCCGUCAUCAAGCACCUGGGCUCAGGGAGCCGCAGGCUGGAGAGUGUGGUGCUGAGCAAGCUGAACUUUGAGGCCUUUGUGAAAGACCUGCUGCUGGUGAGGCAGUACAGAGUGGAAGUGUACAAGAACCACAGCAAGAGCAGCAAGGAGCACGACUGGAAGAUCGACUACAAGGCCUCUCCGGGAAACUUGACCCAGUUUGAGGAGAUUCUGUUCGGCGGUGGAACCGGAGCGGUGGGUUGUGCAGGAGUUGUAGCCGUGCGUUUCGCCACCGGAGCCGAUGGACAGCGCGUGGUCGGGGUCGGCUACGUGGACGCCGCUCAGAGGACGAUGGGGGUGUGCGAGUUCCCGGACAACGAGAUCUUCUCCAACCUCGAGUCCCUUCUGGUCCAGAUCAGCCCCAAAGAGUGUCUCUUGGCCCAAGGCGACGUCAGCACCGACGGGAAUAAACUACGGGAGGUGGUACAGCGGGGCGGCAUGCUGGUCUCAGACAGGAAGAGGGCGGAGUUCAGUUGCAAGGACAUGGUCCAGGAUCUGAACCGGCUGCUGAGGGCCAAGAGAGGAGCGACUGUUGCCAGCAACACGCUGCCUGAGCUGGACAAACAGGUGGCGAUGUCGUGCUUGGCUGCAGUGGUGCGUUUCCUUGAGCUGCUCUCCGAUGAGUCCAACUUCAACUCCUUCAGUCUGACCUCACUGGACCUGGGUCAGUACAUGAGGCUGGACAACGCUGCCGUGAGGGCUCUGAACCUCUUCCAGGGAUCACCUGAUGACACCAGUGGAGCUCAUUCAUUGGCCGGACUGUUGAACAAGUGCCGUACACCUCAGGGCCAGCGUCUCGUCAACCAGUGGAUCAAACAACCGCUCAUGGACAAAACCAAAAUAGAGGAAAGGCUGGACCUGGUGGAGAGCUUCGUUUGCGACUCCGAGCUCAGGCAGACCUGUCAGGAGGACCUGCUGCGGCGGUUUCCUGAUCUUCACCGUCUGGCCAAGAAGUUCCACCGUCACUCUGCGACGCUGCAGGACUGCUUCCGGGUCUACCAGGCCGUGAGCCACGUGCCCGCCCUCGUCUCAGCCCUGGAGAGAUACUCAGGCAGCUACCAGGUUCUGCUGGAGGCCGUGUUCCUCUCUCCUCUCAGAGACCUGCAAUCUGACUUUGUUAAGUACCAGGAGAUGAUUGAAACCACGCUGGACAUGAACCAGAUCGACCACCACGAGUUCCUGGUGAAGGCGUCGUUCGAUCCGGCGCUGAGUGAGCUGAGAGAAAAGAUGGACGCUCUGGAGAAGAGCAUGCAGGCGGUGCUGAACAGUGCAGCCAAGGAGCUAGGUCUGGACGCUGGUAAGACGGUGAAGCUGGAGUCAAACGCCGUGCUGGGUUUCUACCUGAGAGUCACCUGCAAGGAGGAGAAGAGUCUGAGGAACAACAAGAAGUUCACCACGCUGGAUGUUCAGAAGAACGGAGUGCGCUUCACCAACAGUAAGCUGAGCGCUCUAAACGAGGAGUACACCAAGAACAGAGAGGAGUAUGAGGAGGCCCAGAAUGCCAUUGUCAAAGAGAUCAUCAAUAUCGCCUCAGGUUACGUGGAUCCUCUCCAGACGCUGAGCGACGUGAUCGCUCAGAUGGACGUGGUGGCGAGUUUUGCCGUGGCGUCCGUCUCGGCUCCGGUGCCGUACGUGCGACCCCGGUUGUUGGAGGCCGGCUGCAGGCGUAUGGAGCUGAAGCAGGCCAGACACCCCUGCAUGGAGACGGACGCAGACACCGCCUUCAUACCCAACGACAUGUCCUUCACCCAGGGAGAGAAGAACUUCUAUAUCAUAACAGGACCAAAUAUGGGGGGCAAGUCGACAUUUAUCCGUCAGGUGGGUGUGAUUGCUCUGAUGGCUCAGAUUGGCUGCUUUGUGCCAUGCGAAAAGGCGGAGCUUAGCGUGAUUGACAGCAUCCUGGCCAGGGUGGGAGCCGGAGACAGCCAGGUCAAAGGAGUGUCCACCUUCAUGUCCGAGAUGCUGGAGACGGCCGCCAUCCUGCGCUCGGCCUCGGAGAACUCGCUCAUCAUAAUCGACGAGCUCGGCAGAGGCACGUCCACGUACGACGGCUUCGGUCUGGCCUGGGCCAUCAGCGAACACAUCGCCUCCAAAAUCAGCUGCUUCUGUCUGUUCGCCACUCACUUCCACGAGCUGACGGCGCUCGCAGCACAGCAGCCGACCGUCCACAACCUCCACGUCACGGCCCUGACCUCCCACAACACGCUCACGAUGCUGUACAGAGUCAGAGCAGGUGUGUGCGAUCAGAGUUUUGGAAUCCACGUUGCCGAGUUGGCGUGCUUCCCGCCAUCGGUGGUUGCCAUGGCGAAGGAGAAGGCGGAAGAGCUGGAGGAGUUCCAGGAACCUGCAGGGGAGAAGUCUGAGCAGGAGGAAGAACCCGAGGCCAAGAGACGACGGACUGACAAACAAGCGGGGGAGAACCUGAUCCAGGACUUCCUGGAGAAGGCCAAGUCCCUCCCUGCUGCCACCAUGAGUGAAGACGAGGUGAAGGCGGCCCUCAGGAGGAUGAAGAAGGAGCUCAUCGCCACAAACAACACGUAUAUCACAGAGAUCCUCUCGCGCUGUGUUCCUGCAAAGACAGCUUGAUUUUUAUUUUUUUUUUAUAUACUCAAAUUCUUGUGUUCUGAUUGGCCAACAACGGUCAAGUUCUGUAUCUAACCACACUAAAGCGCUUAAGUUGUAUAGUUUAUUAAUAAAGAAUUAUUUCUGGAUGUGCUUGAUAGUUGUUUCCGUCGCUGCGUUGUGACAUGAUGUAGUGCGAUCAUAAUCAUUUAAUGCUAUGUAAACCUGAACUAAUAACCUCCUGGGGUUCAGCAGCAUUUAAAAAAAACAAAAAACAGACAACUUUUUGGUGAUUGUGCAGGGUGUGAAUUUAAAAACAAGACACCUGUGAUCUAAUAAAGUUUUAUUUUCUUAGAAAUGGCCAGUUUCCUGUUUUCUUUUUUGUCUUUCUAAGAAAGUAUACCCCUUUUUGAAUUCCAACUAGCAUCUACAUAAUGGUUAUUGAAUACUUCACAAUAUAUUAAGUCUAGAUGUUAUGGUACAUGCAUACGAUUCAGGCUGCAUGAGGAGCCACAGUCACCACGAUACACGGGGGAGAGAAGGGGGAGGAGGACGAGUGGGGGGGGGACAGCAGACUGACUCCUCAGUUCCAGUUCAAAGGAGCUGAUGCCUCCUAUUGAAACCCUCUCCACAAAACACUGACUGCAUCAACUUAUAAACAUAUACACACACGCACACAACUUCCACUGUACACAACACAUUUACACACAUACACACCUUUAUACAAGUGUGGAGCCCCUCCACCUGCCAUUUAAGCAAAUAUACUGGAGAGGGUUUUUAGUGUUUAGAUUCUCUUUCACAGAAAGAACUUCACCACUGGGACGUUUGAGUGUCUGCACUUUGCCUUGGAGUCGGGAGAGGAACAGGGAAGCUAACCAAAACAAAAAAUAAUAAUUAUAAUAAUAUAUAAUAAAAUAAAAGACAUUCAAAUACAGUCAAAUUUUUGCUUGAAAAUACAAAACUACAUGAGAAAGCAUUGAAAUAAAAUCCACUGAUCAGAACAUUUUUUUUUUUUUUUUUU
Messenger RNA from Anoplopoma fimbria (sablefish), 3894 nucleotides. It is a transcript of the gene msh2, whose product is annotated as mutS homolog 2 (E. coli). The record is from RefSeq and is a predicted model, not a curated record. Gene Ontology annotation, biological process: mitotic recombination; somatic recombination of immunoglobulin genes involved in immune response; mismatch repair. Bases 90 to 2897 code for a protein of 935 amino acids. Gene Ontology annotation, cellular component: nucleus; MutSalpha complex. Gene Ontology annotation, molecular function: mismatched DNA binding; ATP binding; ATP-dependent DNA damage sensor activity. The transcript has 16 exons. NCBI's taxonomy places the organism in Eukaryota, Metazoa, Chordata, Actinopteri, Perciformes, Anoplopomatidae.